AUGCAUUCGGGCUGCAUUCAGGACAAUCUUGCUCUGUUGUCUGGACUUUUCAACUGCAUUCGAGCAGCAUAUGAGCGGCAGUCUAAAGAUUCAGACAGCAUUCGAAGUCAUUUUAUCUAUGUCGACAGCAUCGUCAAUGACGCCUUGGACCAGGUUCGUCUGAUUUCACCGGUCUACCCAGCCACCUUUCAGCGAUGCUUGCGGCUCUGGGCCUUCCUCAAUGGGGAAAGUCCGCCUGAGAUGACAGCUACUGUGACCAUCGGCAACACACCGGUCACCCAGAUCCUGGUCCUGAGCCUCAAUUCAGGUGCUAUCAGCAAUAAGUGGAUGGUAUAUGAGGCAUCGCUUUCAAGCAGUCUAGAGUAUACGAUUGUUUUCGAAGCCACCAUUUAUUAUGAGGGCAUUCUUGCUCUCGAUGACAUCAACUUGAAUAAAGACUACUGCACUCCAGCCGGGUCCUGUGACUUUGAGUAUGACAUGUGCACAUUUUGGAACGACCCGUCUGCCGAUGUCGAUGAUUUUGAUUGGAUAAGAUGGAACGGACCAACCCCUUCACUGGAGUCUGGUCCUGCUACUGAUCACUCUACAGGAACACCUGCAGGUUUUUACAUGUACAUUGACUCUGCUGAACCUCGCACGAUCGGCGAUACGGCCAUCCUCUUUUCCCCGAAGGUCGAGGGUUUGAAGUGCCUCUCUUUCUGGUAUUACAUGGAUGGAGCUGAUUUAGCCACCCUAGAUGUGCUAACUGAUACCUUGGUUUGGUCCCAGGCGGGUUCAUCGUAUGGCUCGUAUUGGUUGCAUGCAACAGCGACAACGGGUGCAGAUUAUUUGUCAUAUGUGAUUCAAUUCAUAGGCAGUGUAGGAAUACCUUCUCAAAGCGACUUUGCUAUUGAUGAUAUCAGCAUCUACGAUGGAGCAUGUGCAGGUGUCACCAAUCCGCCGGCAUGUCAGUUUACCUGUGACAACGGCGCAUGCUUGCAGGACGCUGCCAUGGUGUGUAAUUUCAAGGAUGACUGCGAGGACAGCAGCGAUGAACUCAACUGUGGUCCUUGUGAUUUUGAAACCGGCUGGUGUAAUUACACCGACACCAGUAUUGGGAGUAUGGUUUGGCAACGAGGUAAAGGUGCUACAUCCACUUCUAACACUGGACCGUCAAUAGAUCAUACACUUGGAACCAGUGAAGGCUACUAUCUAUACAUUGAUGCGAGUCAGGGAUCGAGCUACAGUGAGGCUAGUUUGAUGUCUCCUGAGCUGAAUGAAGCUAGUCCAAGCUGUCUCCUAGAAGUCUGGGUACACAUGUAUGGAACAGACAUUGGGUCUCUGGGUAUAUACAUCGUGUCUGGUUUGGAGAGUGCACUCCUGGAAUGGCAUGAGGAGACGAGUCAAGACGCAUGGUUCAGGUCUUCCACCGGUGUAGGUCGCAUCAGAGGAACUUUCCAGAUUAAAUUCCUUGCUCAAAGAUCCUUCAAUGUGAUAGGAGAUAUUGCCAUCGAUGACAUCAUUUUCAGAGAUUGUGGUUUUGCAGAUCCUCCUGCCGAUGGCUGUAGCUCUGAAGACUUCACCUGUACCAACAUGCGCUGCAUCAUUACAGACCAAGUGUGUGACCUCACUGAUAACUGUGGCGAUAUGUCAGAUGAAAUGGAUUGUGAUACCUAUGAGCAAUGCAGCUUUGAGAAGGGAAUCUGUAGUUGGAACCAGAUAACCACGGAUGAGCUUGACUGGAGACACUACUCAGGCAUCACAAGGACACCAUGGACUGGACCAGCCCGGGAUCACACCACCGGUCUUCCUGCAGGUUUCUACAUCUAUCUGGAGUCAAGUGAUGGGCAACCGGGAGACAGGGCACGACUUGCAUCAAGGUCAAUCACUUCUGUGUCAUCUUCGGGAUGCUUCCUGCGGUUCUACUUCCAUAUGUUUGGUGAGGAUAUCAAUGAACUGAACGUCUACACUAGAGACACCAUCAACGGCCCGCUGACGAGGAUCUGGAACAGACAAGGAGACCUGGGAGAUUACUAUAUGAGAGCUGAUAUUGAGAUAGACGUUCCUGAAUACCCAAUCCAGAUCAUCAUCGAAGCUACUUGCGGAGAUGGUAUCUACGGCGACAUCGCCAUCGAUGAUACCAGCUUCACCCCUGGCUGUGUGUUUAGUGACACGCCCUUGCCCUCCAUCGCCACCGUGGCCCCCACUCCACCCCCUACCCUACCAACCUGCCCUCAGGGUUCAUUCCAAUGUAACAACGGCACCUGCUUGGGUUUCGAACAGAGAUGCGAUCUUAAUACCGACUGCAGUGAUGGAGAAGAUGAGACUAAUUGUGGUGACUGCGACUUUGAGACUGACAGCUGUGGCUGGAACAGCAUCCCCAACGGACUCUACCUCUGGACCAGGAUCCAGGCGAGCAGCGCCCCCACUGGACGCGGUCCAGACGCUGACCAUACCAAAAACCUCGGGUCUGGCUAUUACAUGUUUGUUGACAGCACGUAUGGAACGUUUGGAAUGACUGCUCUUCUGAUCAGUCCUCUGGUCCUGGGAGAAGCAGGCUCAAGUUGUGAGUUAGAAUUCUAUUACCAUAUGCUUGGCGGGCAGGUCGGGUCACUGAGUGCCAUCGUCUAUGACAACGACCUCCCUGAUGCUUCCUGGAUAGUGACCGGUAACCAAGGGUCAGCAUGGCACCGUGGGUCUCUACUGGUCGGACCACGCUAUGCUGGACAGUACUAUGUAAGAUUUGAAGCUUCACCUGGAUUAGGCUUCGAUGAUACGACUGAGCCGACUGACAUUGCGAUCGAUGAUAUUAGGUUUAUCAACUGUGGAUCAUCAGCAGACUUAAACUGUAAUUUUGGCGUUGCAACAUCAGAAGGGACCUUCUGUGGCUGGACUCAGGCUAAUGGCUCUGAUACGUUUAAUUGGUCCUUAUUCAAAGGACGUACACCUUCAGGAUACACUGGUCCACAGUAUGACCACACAGAUGGAUUGAGUUACUAUGCCUACAUGGAAGCCUCAUCUCCUGUAGUAUCUGGAGAUUUUGCCCGUUUGGAGUCUGGUGCCCUCAGGUCCACUCAGGGUCAGCCGUAUUGCUUCUCUUUCUGGUAUAGCAUGUAUGGUCCUAGCGUCGGAACAUUCCGUGUGAUCCAGAGGGAUCCAGAUGGUCAAAAUGAAGUUAUUGUCUGGACUAAAAGGGGUAAUCAAGCUAGCGUAUGGCUGCCCGGUCAGAGAAACAUCAUCACCUCCUCUAACUAUGAACUGGUUCUUGAAGCGACAAGGGCAGCUAACUAUUACGGCGAUAUCGGUCUUGAUGAUACCGCCCUCACUGUUGGCGCCUGUCCAGGAUCAAUUGACUGUGACUUUGAGCUUGGAUUCUGUGACUGGGAGAACCUAGACUCCAGUAACGAUGACUUUGAUUGGUUGUGGGGAACUCCCAUUUCUGCCGCAGGGAAAGGACCCUCAGUAGAUCACUCAACAUUUACAAACUCAGGGCACUACGUGUAUGUGGACACCAGUGCAAACACCCUAGGUGAGACGGCCAUCUUACAGAGCCAGGACUACAUCCACACCGGUCCUCGAUGCGUGUCGUUCUACUAUCACAUGAGUGGAUCCAGUCCUGGAACUCUUACAGUCUACAAGCAGGAUGAUGGGGACAUGCUUGUUAGCCCCAGCUGGACCAAGGGCGGAGACCAAGGUGACAGGUGGAUGAUAGCACAGGUGGAAAUCAUACCGAACCCUGAUAAGAGUUACAAAAUAUACAUCGAGGCGACAUCAUCUACUCCUUCUUCUGAUAGCGAUCUGGCCAUCGACGACAUGAACAUCGACGACCGCGUGUGCCUACCCGAGGGGACGUGUACCUUUGAGUACGACAUGUGCGGCUACGUCAAUGACUACGAGAACGAUGACAAUAUGGACUGGAUACGAGGGAGCAUCACGUCGUCAGGAUAUACGGGUCCAUCAAUUGACCAUACACUACAGACAGGAUAUGGUCACUAUGUCUUCAUAGAAGCGUCUGGCCCUAAAGCAGGAAGCAGAGCCUGGCUACUUAGUGAGCACUUCUCACCAACUGCAGGUCGGUGCAUGGAGUUUUGGUAUCACAUGUAUGGAGCAGGGGUUGGUGAUCUGAAUGUCUAUACCACCACCGCUACCACAUCACCCAAGCUACUAUUCACCAAGAGUAGGAACCAGGGUGACGUCUGGCUGCAAGGGAAGAUAGAUGUGGAUGCAACCACAACGUUCUGGGUUACCUUUGAAGCUGUGGUUGGGUAUAACUACACCAGUGAUAUUGCUCUGGAUGACAUGUUCCUACAUCCUGAUAUCUGCGCUAUCCCCAUCGUAAUUCCUACCCAAGGGCCACCUCCGACGUUCCCGCCUGAUUCUCACGACUGUGACUUUGAAGCUGGUCUCUGCACCUGGACUCAAGAUAGCAGCAAUGACUUUGACUGGAUCUGGGCCUCAGGAGAGACCGAUAGUGCAGGAACAGGACCCGCCUCAGACCAUACCAAAGGAGACCAAACAGGUUAUUACAUCUACAUUGAAACUUCCAAUGGAAGUCCUGAUGAUGUCGCCCGAUUGAACUCUGAACUCUUGAAGAACGUGGAUGACACCGGAUACUGCAUGGAAUUCUGGUUCCAGAUGUAUGGACAGCACCUCGGCGCCCUCACAGUCUAUGAGAAGAUAGGGGAGGUAGAGGUGGCUGUGUGGACUGAGACAGAGCCCAGAGGACCUCAAUGGAACCAGGUUCACCUUCACUUUACUGAUACAGGGACUUACAUGGUAAUCUUUGAAGGAGUCCAUGGACCCAACACAAUGGGUGAUAUUGCUUUAGAUGAUAUCUCAUUUCAUCCUGGUACCUGCCCCACACCAAGUAUGUGUGAUUUUGAGAAUGGAGCAUGCUACCUGAGUCAGACCCAACUGGAUCAGUUUGAUUGGGAGGUCAUCCAGGCUAAUUCAGAAUCUGUUGCGCCUGCCAUAGACAACACCUAUCGUACUGAGUAUGGACAUAUCUUCUUUGCGGACAUGACAGGACUGUCAUCAAGCAAGGAUCUUGCCAUUGUGGAAACCGGUCCCCUACCACCAACAUCACCAUUAGGCAACUGUUUCCAAUUCUGGUACUCAAUGUUCAACUCUCAAAUCUGCCAACUGCAGGUUUAUAUAGUUCAUGUGAUUAGUGGACAAACUACGUUGCUAUGGGAGAUGGAUGGAAUCGCUCAUGAGGAUGAAUGGCAUGUUAUGGAGAUGAACCUUAAUAAUACCGAUGAUCUUUUUAAGAUUCGAUUCCAAGCCUCCACUAUGGACUUCACCCAGAAUGCUGCCAUAUCUCUGGACGAUCUUUCUAUCAGCACUUACCCAUGCUCUCCGUUUGGCGACUGUAACUUUGAGACCGGUCUGUGCACGUGGAAGAACGAGGAGACGACUGAUGAUUUUGACUGGCAGCGCAUCCAGGGAAGGACACCCUCUGAUGGUACCGGACCAGGGGUCGAUCACACUUUCGGGACAGCUUAUGGUACGUACAUCUAUACAGAAGCAUCGGACAGGACGCAGGGUCAGGUGGCCAUCUUGAAGUCAGGUGACUUCACUGCAACCGAGAAGCGAUGUGUGGAGUUUUACUACCAUAUGAAUGGUGAAGGCGUAGGCAACCUGGACGUCCAGUCACAAGCUGAUACAUCCACUCUGGUCACAACGUUGAAGACGUUGGCCGGAAACAAAGGGGAUGCUUGGCGGCAAGAUAUGGUUGCAUUGGAUGUCAUCAGCAAGGCCUAUUCGUAUCAGGUGAUGUUCCAGGCUACGGUAGGCUCAUCGCACUUAAGUGAUAUCUCCCUGGAUGAUAUCACUUUCUAUGAUGGUGACUGCCCAGACCCUCCAUCUGACUGUGAUUUCUUGUGUGGAGACAGUGCAGAGACCUGUAUACCUUACACACAGUUCUGUGACUUCACCCCACAUUGUCCAAACCAGAUGGAUGAGCUUGACUGCGGAUCGGCAUGCACAUUUGAACAAGACACAUGCCGAUGGUGGAACGCUGGAUCCAGUGCUUAUAAAUGGAUUAGACACCAAGGGGCUACACCGGACUCUAACACCGGACCUGCUUAUGACCACACUACCUUGAGCGCUGCAGGUUGGUACAUGUACGUAGGAACCACGCCCAGCUCAGGCACAGCCUAUGCAGUGUUCUCAUCCCGCAUGCACAACAAUGCCGCAGCAACCUGUGAGAUCCGCUUCUGGUUUCACAUGUAUGGAGAGGACAUAGGCUCACUACAGCUCUACAUCCAGGAGGAAACCUUCCUGAUGAUACCAUGGUUUAAGACUGGAGACCAGGGAGACUACUGGCAUGAAGGAAUCGCUGGGAUUGGAAGAAUCCCUGGUGGAUUCAAUGUCAAGUUCCAGUCCGUCCGAACAUUUGAAGUUCUUGGUGAUAUAGCCAUUGAUGACAUCAGGAUGGAAUCAUGCGCACUACCAGUUCCUCAAACUCAGGAUUGUGAGAGUGAUGAGUUCCGAUGUGAUAAUGAUGCCUGCAUCACAACAAGACGACUCUGUGACUUCACUGAUGACUGUGGUGACUCGUCUGAUGAAGCUGUGAAUAUAUGCCAGGAUUAUGAUAAUUGUGAUUUUGAGGAUGAUACGUGUGACUGGAGUGAGGAUAGCCUGGAUGAUAUCGACUUUCAGAGGAUGAACGGACCUUCAGAUAAGAACUCCAGGACAGGGCCAUACAGAGACCACACAACUCAGUAUACUGGUUACUAUAUGGUAAUGGAUGCAAGCACAGAUGGUUACAAUGAGGGCGAUAGCGCUAGGUUGAUCAGUCAGGUGUACAGCUCCAAUGGUCCUGAGUGUAGGUUCCGUCUUUGGUAUCACAUGUUUGGUUCCAACAUGGGCACUCUAAAUGUCUUCAUGAGGACAUCGAUCGGAGGCUACAUGACCACCCUGUUCACCAAGACUGGCCAUUCCAACGAUUACUGGGAGCUUGCAGACGUCGACCUACCGGCUUCAGGGUCACCCAACUUCCAGGUUGUAAUAGAGGCGAUCCGAGGCGAUGGUCCUUAUGGAGAUAUAGGAAUUGAUGAUACGUCCUUUACACCUGACUGUGUUACAACCACUGGUGGGCUCCCAGCCGGUACCACUACCCCAGCAGCUACAACCAUUGGUCCAUGUGGGGCUGGUAAAUGGCAGUGUGCUGAUCAGACCUGUAUCGACAGUGAUCAGUACUGUGAUUACCAACAAGACUGUCCGGAUAAUUCGGAUGAGGCUUUAUGUGGACCAUGCCAGUUUGAUACCAGCCUGUGCGGGUGGCGUGAUGAGAGCUUUGGGCAGUAUGCAUGGGGGCAGGAGGCAGGGGAUGUAGGAACCAUACCAGGACUCAGUGUACAGGCAGAUAGUGGAUUCUACAUGAGGGUUCUACCUGGUAAUGGUCAGUUCAAUGAGUUUGCAAGACUUACAAGCCCUAUCCUCCCUGAUACAUCCGUUGACUGUCGCUUUGACUUCUGGUACUUCUAUCAGACAUCCUCUUCUACGGUUGAGUUCAAACUGGAGGUGAAGAUGACCGAUCAGUCUGGCUACACUCUAUGGACCCCAUCCCAAUCUCAGAGCACCUACUGGAUGAGUGUAGAUGUUGGUAUGGGGAGGAGAGAAACUACCUAUCAGCUCUUAUUUGCUGGGUUUGUGGAAUCAGACAGUGAUAUCAUUGCCAUUGACGCCAUCUCAUUCACCGGCUGUGCAGUGGAGUCCUAUGUCCCAUGUGAGAUCCAGUGUGAUAACCAGCUCUGUGUGCCAUACACAGCUCAAUGUGAUUACGCUAACGACUGUGGAGAUGGAACAGAUGAAAAUACAUGCAGUGCAUACAGAAUGUGUAACUUUGAAUCAGGCACAGUAUGCGAUUGGAGCCAGGAUUCAGAAGAUGACCUAGAGUGGGUGUGGUUUAAUGGUUUCCAAGGUGAGGUAGAUGGAGGGCCCUCUGAUGACCACACCUAUGGCAAUCCAACCGGCCAUUACUUCUAUCUGGACUCAGCUGAAGGUGACGCAAACAAGAAGGCUUUGCUGGAUGGGCUAAUUUAUUCUAGACCUCAAAACUCUGGAGACUGUGAGCUUCGUUUCUGGGCCUUCAUGAACGGAGCUAAUGUGAAUCGCCUGAGUGUUCUGACCCAAGUAUCGACCCAUGAUGAUCCAGUAAGGACCUGGACACAGACUACAUCAACAGGAGAGGCAUGGAUUAAGUACACUGUCCCAAUGGACACCGGAUAUAAAUUCAAGGUGUACUUUGAAGGUAUCGCAGGAGGUCUGGAUGACAGCAUAGCGCUUGAUGACAUCACAAUGACACCAGGAUGCAUCAAAGACCCUGAUCAGACGUUACCUGAAUCAGUCACACCUACAGAUAGCCCACACUGUGACGUUGGUGAGAGAGCCUGCAAAGAUGGUACAUGCAUCGCGUCAGAGAAGUUCUGUAACUUUAUUUACGAUUGUGAUGAUGUUUCCGAUGAGAUAGAUUGCCCAUCUGUGUGUGACUUUGAGGAUGAUCUGUGUAUGUGGACCCAGGGGGUUAAUGAUAAUUUUGACUGGUCCAGGUACAAUAAUUCAGAGGAUGCCACUUUCGCUGGACCCAUCUUGGAUCAUUCACGGGGUAGUCCGAUGGGUAUCUACUACUUUGUUGAUGGAUUGACCAGCACCAGAAACCACUAUGCAUCCUUGGUCAGCCCUAAGUUUGGCCAGGCAGGGACCAGCUGCAUAGCUUCUGUGUGGUACUACAUCUAUGGCUCCACCUACGGUAACCUUGAGAUGAAGCGCAGAGUAGGAGGCGUGGAUAGAACCGUCAUGAUCAUCAAUGAGGACAAUGCAAUCUCGUCACAGUGGACACAGGCCAAUAUUGCCCUACCACCCUGCCUGUCUAAUUUCAAUAUCUUGAUAGAGGCUGGUAACCAACAAACCACCCCUGCUUCAGGAGGCUACGCCAUCGAUGACAUCCGCUUUGAUAACUGUGCCUUUGACGUGUCCCCAUCUUCCAUCCCAUGUGAAUCUAAUUACUACCAGUGUGCUGCGGAGCAUUGCUAUCCUAGAGAUGACCAAUGUGACUUCACAAAGGACUGCUGUACAGAUAGCGACAAUGGCAGCGAUGAAGCAAGUUGUGCCUCGUACACGCAAUGUGACUUUGAGAGCGGUCUCUGUGAGGUCUGGAGCCUGAUGGCAGAGAAUGAUUUUGAUUGGUCGAGAGUACAAGGCCAGGAUAUGAACCUGUUGACCUUUGACCACACCCUUGAUUCAGGCGAUGGAUCCUUUAUGUACAUGGACCCAUCAAACCAAGCAAGUAAUGGUGACAUAACACAACUCGGGAGCUACAUUAUCCAGCCAACCAGUGCCAACUGCCAGAUGCGAUUCUACUACUACAUGAGUGGCAUCACCGGCGGCACUCUGAAUGUGUAUACUCGCAUGUUUGUAGGAGGCCCUCUAUUGUCAAGAUGGACAGACUCUGGUGAUCGAGGGUUAAUGUGGAUGAAGCAGGUCCUUACUCUAGACAGCGAUAAUAUAUUUCAGGUCAUCAUAGAGGGGGUUAAAGGUGAAGGGUCAUCAAGUGUCUUAGCCGUCGAUGAUACGACCUUUACCCCUGACUGCAGAAAAUCACCCAGCAGUCUCCCAAUGAUUACUACUCCAGUAGGCCGACCAGCUACUACCGUACUAUCUACCAGAGCAAGGACUGAAGCACCUAUCACUACAGCACAGGCAGAGGAAACAACGACAGUAAAGAGACAAACACCUAAAGCUACUGAGGAAUCUCCUGAAUCUAACACUGCCUUGAUCGUGGGUCUGUCUGUGAGCUUGGGAAUCCUGUUCAUCAUCAUACUAGCGGUAUCUACCCUAUACUGGUGCAAAGGAAGAAGAUCUAAAGAAGACUUAGCAAGUCUACGGAAUGGCAUGGAAACAACAGGAUAUGAUAAAGAUUUUGGUAACACGAAUUUUGCAUUACAAGAGGUGGAUACAAGCAUGUUUGGAGAGUACCCAUCAGACUCAAUGCCUUCUGAUGCUGGCAUGGACAAUCCUAUGUAUUCCUCGCCUGCCAGCUUACCCAUAGAUGCCCAAACAGAGGCCUGAUAGGAUCUUGCACCCUCCAGUGUCAGGAUAUAGCCAUUAUUUGGUCAUGACUACAUUUUUCAUAUGUGUAUUAAAGGUAAAGACCAGUAUUGGAAACGCCCCAAUUUCAAAAAAUGAAAUGGAAGCUCUCAUUACCAAUCAUGUGAAAGAAUA
Messenger RNA from Strongylocentrotus purpuratus (purple sea urchin), 10206 nucleotides. Its product is annotated as MAM and LDL-receptor class A domain-containing protein 1. NCBI's taxonomy places the organism in Eukaryota, Metazoa, Echinodermata, Echinoidea, Camarodonta, Strongylocentrotidae. The coding region runs from base 1 to 10053 and encodes 3350 amino acids. Gene Ontology annotation, molecular function: protein binding. The transcript has 64 exons. The record is from RefSeq and is a predicted model, not a curated record. Gene Ontology annotation, cellular component: membrane.